This is a messenger RNA of Mercenaria mercenaria, 3450 nucleotides long. Its product is annotated as neurotrypsin-like. NCBI's taxonomy places the organism in Eukaryota, Metazoa, Mollusca, Bivalvia, Venerida, Veneridae. The record is from RefSeq and is a predicted model, not a curated record. The transcript is spliced from 4 exons. The coding region runs from base 428 to 1477 and encodes 349 amino acids. Gene Ontology annotation, cellular component: membrane.
AUGAUAGAUUAUUAUUCAUAUGGCCUUAAUUUGAUGCAUUUCCUUGAACCUCGCAUUCAAUGUUUCUUUUUUUUACUACGACAAACUCGAUAAAAUUUAUGCUCAACGUGGGUUUUUAUUGACCAUUUAAUCAAUGCACCGUAACGUAACUUAAAACGUUAUACCAUUUGAUAAGGUGACAGUGACUGAUCUAUUAUCUAACACCUCCUUAUACAAAAAUAAAUGUGAAAAAAAUCUUCGCCGUGUAAUGAUGAUAAAAUAUGAUGAAUUAUUUGUGUGCAACUUCUUUUUCAAGUUUAUAAAGAACAAAUUUCGUUUUUCGUUUCUAAUUUGAAUUUAACUAAUUUACGCGUCUCGGGAUUGUUUUUGGUUAUUUACAUAGUAUAUUGCACGAGUUAUGGUUUAACUGAACAGGAUUUCAGAUGUUAUGCAUACACACAUAGUGGAUUUUAUACGUAUAGAACGAAAAAUGAAAUCUACAUCAGCUCGAAAAGCGUUGACAAUUAUUUUACUAGUUGCUUUGUUGUUCGUUUUAAUAGUUUUCUGUGUUGUUUAUAUUUGGAGCAUUAAGUCUUCAGACACUCAAAAGACAGUACCCAAGGAAAAGUAUAAAGAUACAACUAACACGGAUAUUACCACGGAGCAUAUCCAUUUGCAUAAUGACCAUACAGAAGCACCAGUAACAAAGUCUACGACAGAACAGUUAACAACAACGACGGCAACGACGACAAUGACGACAACGACUGAAUCAGGUCCUGGAUACAAAAUAAUGUUAAGCGGCCGUCGACAAGCGUCCAGUGGCAAGGUUCUGAUUGAACAUGAAGGUGAGACGAGUUUUGUUUGCAGUGAUGACUUUGAUAAUGCGGAUGCCAAAGUUGUCUGCCGAGAGCUUGGAUACAAGAAUGGUCGUUCAUAUAAUCUUAUGGAAUCUUUUCCGUAUAAUCGUUAUACAGAAAAUGAGCCAAUAUUGUCACAUCUGAACUGUGUUGGAAACGAGGCUAAGAUCAAGGACUGUGAUGGUUUCCGGUUGGGAAACGUCACUUCCUGCACGUGGUUUGCUGCGGUCCUAUGUUAUACCGACAAGCCUUAUGAGCUUCGCCUGGUGAACGGCAUAAUGCCUGAUUCUGGUAUGGUUGAGAUGAAAGUGGGUGGAGAAUGGGGAACAUUAUGUGCAAUAAGAAAUUUCGACGAUGACGUUGCAGAUAUUUUGUGUCGAAGUAUGAACUUUACGGGUGGAUUGGCGUUAGAUCGGGGAAUGCUUGGAGAAGUCAGGACAUCUAAAGUCUGGUUACCCUAUAUCUCAUGCAGUGAAGGAGCAGAGAUCAAACAGUCAAUAUUUGAGUGUAGUAUUAUUCUAAAUACUGAAAACAUUUUAGUUGAUCGUAUUGACCACAGAAACAAUAGGUACAUUAAUGAGUAUAUGGCGUGUUUGAGUAAACCGAACUCUUAUGUACCGGCCGUCCAUUGUCUCAUAUAACUGGCUUUAAAGAUUGAUGUUUUGUAGGCGUGAAAACAACCACGAGAAAAGAAAAUGGACAUACGAGAAAAGUCGUGUCUACAGCAUUCAAGUACUAACGUCUAACUCAUGAAAGAAAUUGCAAACUAGAACGGAAAUGAAGAGGGUUGGUUUUGAAAUUACCGCUAUUACACACAGCAAAUAUGGGGUGAAAUGUGUUAUCUUUAUUCGAUCUAAAAGACUUGCAAAUCAACUAUAUUCAGAAAAAUACAUUUGGUUGCAGUCAUUGCUUCUAGACGCUCACAUUUAAGUUUUGCUUCGCUUGCAUGAACAGUUAACGAGAUUCACCAAAUGCUGUAGUGCUAGUGGUUUGCAUCAGUAGUUGUCAGUCCUGGGAAAUAUUUUCAACAGUACUUCAGUUAAAUACUAAGUAAAUCAUUGAUGACAACAGGAUCACAAGUAACUCUACACCGCUUGUAUGUACUGUCUACGAAAAUAAACUUUGUCCUAUUUGCCAUGUGUAUUGCACAAAGCUCCAUAUCUAUUAUUUUAAACGAUACCAUUGUAGAAUAUGUAGUUUAAAAAUUUACAUAUGCAAAUUAUGUAUUGUAUUCAUCAAAUUUAAACAUCAAUCAUUUUUAAUUACCUUUUGAAUGUCAUUUUUUCCAUGACAAAUUGAUAGUUUGAUUGUGCACUUUAGAUGUUAAAAAUCAAACAUAUGUUCUCUGCUAUUACUGUAACAGUGAUUCAAUAAAUGUUCACCACAAAUACUAUUCAGGUAUUUGAACUUUAAAAGUUAAUGGAAUUGUCGCUUAUUACAUUACCAGGCUGGCAAGAUGUAAUGAUUGAUCAUCAAUAAAUCAAUAUAAUUCAAUAAAAUGAUGCUGCGUAAAAUUUCAGGUAUUUUAUUGAUACAAAGACAGAAUUCGAUCAGCUUCCCUUCAUAGGUCAUUUAACCUGUUGAGCUGUAGAUAAAGGCGCUGGCUUUACAAACAGAAAGCUUUAAAUGUUUUCGAUAUGUAGUAACCAAAAAACAUUAAAAUCUAACAUAUACAUUUCUGCAUUUGAAUUUUAUUUUGCUUUGAUAUUAAUGUACAUGUUAGAGUAAAGCUGACGGCAUUAUAUUUCCACUUGCCCUGAAAUUCAGUGUUUCGUCGUCAUGUAUUAUACCAAUGCAAGGCAAUGUAUCUAAUUUGAAAUUCACACCAUGCUGUAUGAUGAGUGCUUAUGCAUUCACUGCAAAUACUCGGCAUUACCUAAAUGGAGACUAAAACUAGUAUUUUAACACGAUGGUCAUUUUGAAAGUAUUUUGCAAAGACAUAGGUUGUAAGACAAGAACAAUUAUAUAAAUGUUUGGUUUUUUUGCGAAACUAUGUACUAAAAAGAUGGUUUUCUGUGGAGCAGUGAUCAGUCAUCAAAUCUUCGCGUGAAUAAAUUGGUCAACAGAGAUUCUAACACGACCAGCAAAUAACCUACAUACAUGUAGAGCAAAAUCUAUCUCGGAUUAUUCUGCAAUAACCCACGCGCGUGCAAUGACGUCAUCCGAUCCAGGUGCGCAGCACGGUCGUAAAAAGUAGUUACCAUUUUUUUUUAACACUGUUGAUACUAGUAUGUUGUGUUAGAAUCGAAAUAACAAGUUCCCAAGUGUGAUUUAUCGUAGAAUAACCCGAUUUUUUCGUUCUUAUGCGAAACAAUACAUCACUCAGGCCUACGGCCUUGUGAUAUAUUCUUACGCAUAAGAACUCAAAACACGGGUUAUUCUACGAUAAACGACACUUAGGAACUUAUUAUUUUAAAUAUAGAACAGCCAUCAGAUUUAUAUACCGGUGCAGCAGUAUGUUAAUUUAAAUAAAAAUUAUUCUUUGUCUGAAAAAUACGAACAUUAGCGUGCAUGUGUAAAUCAGAGAAUAGUAUUUAUUAUAUGCUUUCCUGCGGUUUUGUUAGUCCACAUGAAUGAUAUUAUCUUUGCAAAUAUGAUAACUUAGAUAACUGAG